AUGUCUUCACUUAUCGAUAACAACAACAAUACACUUCAUCAUCAUCAUCACCAUGAUCAUCAUCAUGCCAUACAACCUGAUGAAUUGGUUGACGAGGCAGCUGCUGCAGCAGCGACUGGUACUACUACAUGUGAAGAUCAAGGGUUGAUACAACACCACAGUCACCUGCAUCAUGACGAACCAAUACAUGCAUAUGAUGAUGGUCAGCAACUAGAACACCAUCAUCAUCAACACCAUCAUCAACAUAUCCACCAUCAUAUAAAUGAUGACGUUGUGAUGAUUGCCAAUAAUACUGAAGGUCAAGUGGUAGAAGAUGAGAUGGAUCAUCAUCAACAUCAGCAACAUCAUCACCACAAUGUCAUCCAAGAUGACGAACAUCAUCAUCAUCACCAUCACCUUCAACAUCAUCUUCACCCACAAUCAGAUCUGAUGAUUGAACAACAACAACAACAACAACAGCAGCAGCAGCAGCAACAUCAGCAACAACAACAACAACAACACAUUGACGAACAUCACUCUGCGCAAAAUCAACAACAACAAUCAAUGGAAUUGGAAGAAGAAGAAGAAGAAAAGAGAGGAAUCAAACGCAAUAUUUAUGAACACCAAGAUAUAGUAACAACGACGACAUCCAAAGACGAAUUAUUGAAUGGUAGUGGUAGUGGUGGUGGUAUGUUGGUUCAACCACCUGACCAUCAAAUCUAUCAACAACCAACAAUAUCUACAUCGAUACAUAUACCUACCCAUGUGGUUCAACCUAUUCCUACUCAAUCUCCACAACUAACAAUUGUUCAACCUCAACCUCAACAACCUCAAAACAAUCCUGUAAAUUUUAUUCACCAACCUAUUGCCACGUCCUCCUAUCCUGUUGCUAAGCCAUUCACUCAGACGGCCACUGUCGUUCAGUCUCCACCUCUUCCUCUUCCUCCUCCCCCUCCUUUAUCCCCUUCAUCACCUCCAUCUCCGCGAUCAUCUCCACCACAACAACAACCAUUAUUGAAACAAUUACAACAACAACAACAAGCCAAGGAAAAGACAUCAAACGCAAUCAAACAAAAAAAAUAUCGUGACGGUCUUAAAAAGAAACACGAAGAGGCAGAUCGACGUUUGAACAAUCUCAUCCAAGACAAUAUAAAUCUUCAACAACAAGUUGAAGCCAGUGACAAUAAUAGGAUUCAACUUGAAAGAGAUAACCAAAAAUUAAAAUUAAUGAUCUAUCAUUUACAACAACAAAAUAAUAAUAAUAAUAAUAGUAAUAAUAGUUCAUCAGAAGUCAUUGAAACUUUUCCUCUACUUUCUCAAUCCUCCUCUUCCACCUCAACUUUCACAACUUUUGAUACUUUAUCAACACAUCAACAAAUUCAAAUGAUCAAACAAAGAAGAAAAUUAAGUUUUACAUCUAACCUUGGAAUUAAUAAUAAUAUUAAUAAUAAUAAUAAUAAUAAUAAUAAUAAUAAUAAUAAUAAUAAUAAUAAUAAUAAUAAUAAUAAUAAUAAUAAUAAUAAUGAAAUAGAAAGAAUAGAAGAAUGUAUAGGAAUAUCUGAUGAAUUAUAUCAUUCGAAUUUUAAAAAGGAAUGGUUUCCACUUGAUAGUAGGACAAUCAUUUAUAAUUUACAAGAUGAGUUGUUGGUGAGCACUCGAGCAUUGGAAUGUAACAACAAAUCUUGUUUUGGUGUUUGUGAAAACUGUGAAUCCAUUAGAAAUCAAUAUAUAACAAAGAGAAGUGAAAUCAAUCAUCAACAUCAACAACAACAUGUUUAUGAACAAUCUGGAAUCACCAAUCAACAUGUUGCUGAUCAGCAACAAGAAAACAUUCCUCUAAAUGAUUCCACUACAUCUACUACAACAACUACAAUCCAACCAGAAAAACAAUCAUCAACAACCAUCAUAGAUGAAAAUCAAAAUAAUGCAACCAGCAAAAAGAAACGACAAAAAAGAACAGACACUUUAAAAGAAAAAAGAAAAGGAAAAGAAAAUAGUAAAGACAAUAAUAAUAAUAAUAAUAAUAAUAGUAUGGAAGAUAUUGAAGAAAUUAUUCCAUCCUCUAAAUCUUUACAAGAAUCCUCCUCUCCAACAACUACUCAAACAAUAAGUUCAUUUCUUCCAAGGAGAUCAUCAUCACGCAAGUCUUUUAAUAAUAAUAAUAAUACAUCUGGUGAUGAUGAACCAAACCAAAAAGAUGGGAUGACGAUUCAUCAAAAUCAAUAA
This is a messenger RNA of Cavenderia fasciculata, 2205 nucleotides long. RefSeq lists its product as uncharacterized. NCBI's taxonomy places the organism in Eukaryota, Evosea, Eumycetozoa, Acytosteliales, Cavenderiaceae. The transcript has a single exon. The record is from RefSeq and is a predicted model, not a curated record. Bases 1 to 2205 code for a protein of 734 amino acids.